AUGGCUGUGUCAUUCUCUACAUCUGUCAAAUUACCAGAUUCACAAAAACCUUCUGGAAAAGAGGAGUUCAUCAGCAAACUUCUCCAAAUUAUCAAGUUCCCAUUAUGGUUUUUUAACAUGACCGGCAUAGCUGUCAUAGACAACAGUCCCAGUUUGUCCAGUCAACCAGUAUCAAGAAUCCGCAGAAUGAUUGUAGUGCUAAGACUGUCUCUGUUCAGCCUCAUGCAUCUCUACAACCUAGCCAAGAUGGUAAUGACUGUGGCUGUACGUCUGCCUGGAAACAGCCAUGCCACUGACUUUCUGCUCCUGGAUUUAUGCAUGCUGUGUGCAGCAACCAACUUUAUGUGUGAAAACUUAACCAUGAGACUGUGGCUGGAGCCAAUGAUAAAAGUGUUGCUAGAAUAUAACCAAAAGUUCGGAUUCCUCCACGAUAUUGUAGGAAAGAAAGUGCAGUUUUCAAGGGUGUACACCGUAUUUUUUGUAUGUGUCAACAUUGUGUCUGUUGGGGCAAUAUUGUAUCUAGGGUGGCAUUGGCAUAAUUUCAGUGACGUUAUGAUACCAUUCAUAGCCAAUAGGACAGACACAAUCAGCAUGUAUGCCAUCUCAGCCUCCUUCUGUGUGGUCACUACUUUACUCCUAAUGACCAUACAGGGGUCAAUCCUCAUGCACUCACUAUUUCUGUGGGUGAUAGAUGGAGAGUUCAGGGCAACUGCCAGGUUAAUGGCUGAAAGUCUGAAAGUGUGUGAUGAUCUCACAGAGGCCAGAUUCGACUUGUGUAGAGAGAGGCAUCAGUUCCUGUGCAGAGUGGCAAGAUCCUUCAACAAGUUCACCAGACUGUUUGUGUCCACCACAAUCUUGUUCAACAUGACAACAGUCUUGAUAUAUAUCUACAACAAUAGCAAUGUAAUCAACAUACCAGGCUACUGGGCUGCUAAUUGUUUGGGAGGCAUUAGUGCCUGUGUAAUCACAAUCCUUUUUGUUUCCUGUCAAUGGGGGAAACUACCAAAUUCAGUUCACUCAAUUGCGGAUGCAGUAGCUGAUGCUGACUGGACAGCAAUGUCUAAGGACUUGAUACAGAAGAUGGGGCUUCUCCUGGACAGUUGUGGCGCCCAGAAAGUUGGUGUGAGCGUCUUUGGGCUAUUCACAGUAGACAGUAGUACCCCAAUGAUGAUACUGGGUACCAUGCUGACCUAUGGAAUUGUGGUUCUGCAGUUCCAAGUGGACAACACCAUCUGUUCGUGUCCUGGCAACAAAACAGAUCUCUAA
Candidula unifasciata is the source of this 1266-nucleotide messenger RNA. NCBI's taxonomy places the organism in Eukaryota, Metazoa, Mollusca, Gastropoda, Stylommatophora, Geomitridae. The record is from the annotation of a GenBank genome assembly.